AUGGCAGCAGCGGCCACGACCUUCAGCAAGUCCUGUCUGCCAGAGGUUGUUUCAUCCUGCGCCCUGUGGAGAAGCACGCCUAGGUUGUAUGUGCAGGGCUUGUCUUGCUUCUUAGAGUCUGUUUGUGCAGUCAUGUUCCCCAUACUCAAGUACAGUGAGAAGCACUCCAGGAACCUCAUCCUGAUCGCCGUGUUCACUCUCUGCUGCAUCCUCUGCAUCGCCGGCUACGCCUCCACCACUGUCAAUAUUGAGAAGGCAAAAACUGCCUCUAUUGAUCAUGAUCUGAGAGAUGAACUGAAAUUUUUCAAUGUUUUAUUUAGGGGAACACUAAACAUUGCGCGGCCCACUCUCUGUGUUACAGUUUCAGUUUUGGGGGAGUGGCACCCGAAUGCUAUGUUUUGUGAGAAAUCCAUGUUUCAAACACUCUGUGUUUCUGUUUCUGUUUUGCUGUGCAAGUUUGAGGACUCAAUAAGAGGAAUAGCAAUGGGGGAAGCUGCCGGUGACCGUGUCCUGAGCCGCCUCCACAUCGUCAGUUGUAGUGAUAGUGCCACUGCGGCACCCAGCUCGUCGGCGCUCACCGUCGUGCACAGGCACGGCCCGUGCUCGCCGCUGCAGUCACGCGGCGGCGCACCGUCCCAUACCGAGAUCCUAGGCCGGGACCAGGACCGGGUCGACGCCAUACGCCGCAAGGCAGCCGCUGUAACUGCGUCCAAGUCCAAGGGCGGCGUGUCCCUGCUGGCGAACUGGGGCAAAUCUCUCGGCACCAACAACUACGUCACCUCGCUCCGCCUGGGCACGCCGGCGACGGACCUGCUAGUGGAGCUCGACACCGGGAGCGACCAGUCGUGGGUGCAGUGCAAGCCGUGCGCGGACUGCUACGAGCAGCACGACCCGGUCUUCGACCCCGCCAAGUCGUCGACGUACUCCGCCAUACCCUGCGGCGCGCGGGAGUGCCAGGAGCUCGGCUCGUCGUCGCGCAACUGCUCGUCGGACAGGAAGAAGUGCCCCUACGAGGUCUCCUACGGCGACGACUCGUACACCGCUGGGGACCUCGCGCGCGACACGCUGACGCUGUCGCUGUCGCCGGCCGACACGGUCCCGGGCUUCGUCUUCGGGUGCGACCACAGCAACGCCGGGACAUUCGGCGAGAUCGACGGGCUCUUGGGCCUCGGCCGCGGGAAGGCGGCGCUGCCGUCGCAGGAGGCGGCCAGCCGCCUCCCCCCUCGCGCCUACGCGGCGCUGCGGUCGUCGUUCCGAAGCGCCAUGGGCAGGUACUACAAGAGGGCGCCCAGCUCGACCAUCUUCGACACGUGCUACGACUUCACCGGCCACGAGACCGUGCAGAUACCGUCGGUGGCGCUGGUGUUCGCCGACGGCGCCACCGUGCACCUGCACCCCAGCGGCGUGCUUUAUACGUGGAACGAUGUGUCCCAGACGUGCCUCCCGUUCGUGCCCAACCAGGACGAGGCGGACUUGAGCAUACUUGGGAACACGCAGCAGAGGACGCUCGCCGUCAUCUACGACGUGGGCAACCAGAAGAUCGGGUUCGGCGCCAAGGGCUGCGCCUGA
Miscanthus lutarioriparius is the source of this 1569-nucleotide messenger RNA. Lineage: Eukaryota; Viridiplantae; Streptophyta; Magnoliopsida; Poales; Poaceae. The record is from the annotation of a GenBank genome assembly.